AUGCCCACUGACUUCCAGAUGUCAUGGCGUCCGCAGUAUCGCAGUUCAAAGUUUCGAAAUGUCUAUGGGAAAGUGGCAAACCGAGAGCACUGCUUUGAUGGGAUUCCAAUUACCAAGAAUGUUCAUGACAACCACUUCUGUGCUGUUAAUGCCAAGUUCCUCGCCAUAGUAACGGAGAGUGCUGGCGGAGGGUCCUUUCUUGUCAUUCCACUGGAACAAACCGGUCGGAUCGAACCAAACUACCCAAAAGUCUGCGGUCACCAGGGCAACGUGCUUGACAUCAAGUGGAAUCCUUUUAUUGAAAACAUCAUAGCUUCUUGCUCAGAAGACACCUCGGUCCGGAUAUGGGAAAUCCCAGAGGGCGGCUUGAAGCGGAACAUGACAGAAGCUGUUCUAGAGCUCUAUGGCCACAGCCGACGGGUCGGCCUCGUUGAGUGGCACCCGACCACCAACAAUAUCUUGUUCAGUGCAGGAUACGACUAUAAGGUUCUGAUCUGGAACCUGGACAUUGGAGAGCCCGUGAAGAUGAUAGAUUGUCAUACAGAUGUCAUUCUCUGCAUGUCCUUCAAUACCGACGGCAGCCUGCUGUCUACCACCUGCAAAGACAAGAAGCUGCGAGUCAUUGAGCCGCGUUCGGGCAAAGUCCUUCAGGAAGCCAGCUGUAAGAACCAUCGUGUGAACCGGGUGGUCUUUCUAGGUAACGUGAAGCGACUUCUAACGACUGGAGUCUCAAGGUGGAAUACGAGGCAGAUUGCGCUCUGGGACCAGGAAGACCUGGCCAUGCCCCUCAUAGAGGAGGAGAUCGAUGGGCUGUCGGGGCUCUUGUUUCCUUUCUACGAUGCUGAUACGCACAUGUUGUAUUUGGCUGGAAAGGGCGACGGGAACAUCCGAUACUAUGAAAUCAGCACAGAAAAGCCCUAUCUGAAUUAUCUCAUGGAGUUUCGCUCUCCUGCCCCACAGAAAGGACUGGGUGUGAUGCCAAAGCACGGGCUGGAUGUGUCUGCAUGUGAGGUGUUCAGAUUCUAUAAACUGGUUACCUUAAAGGGUCUGAUUGAGCCAAUCUCUAUGAUCGUGCCAAGGAGGUCAGAAACAUACCAAGAGGAUAUUUACCCGAUGACUCCAGGUAUAGAACCAGCCCUGACACCAGACGAAUGGCUGAGUGGAAUGAACAGAGAUCCCAUAUUGAUGUCUUUGAAGGAGGGCUAUAAGAAGGCAUCCAAAGUUGUCUUUAAGGCACCAAUAAGAGAGAAAAAAAGUGUUGUCGUCAAUGGAAUAGAUUUGUUAGAAAACGUGCCCCCCAGGACAGAGAAUGAGCUCCUCAGAAUGUUCUUUCGACAACAAGACGAGAUCCGACGGUUGAAAGAUGAGCUUUCGCAGAAAGACAUAAGAAUUCGACAACUACAGCUGGAGUUGAAAAACUUACGUAACAGCCCGAAGAAUAAUUAA
Messenger RNA from Emys orbicularis (European pond turtle), 1446 nucleotides. It is a transcript of the gene CORO2B, whose product is annotated as coronin 2B. The transcript has 12 exons. The record is from RefSeq and is a predicted model, not a curated record. The coding region runs from base 1 to 1446 and encodes 481 amino acids. Gene Ontology annotation, molecular function: actin filament binding. NCBI's taxonomy places the organism in Eukaryota, Metazoa, Chordata, Testudines, Emydidae.